Messenger RNA from Ilex paraguariensis (yerba mate), 1995 nucleotides. Lineage: Eukaryota; Viridiplantae; Streptophyta; Magnoliopsida; Aquifoliales; Aquifoliaceae. The record is from the annotation of a GenBank genome assembly.
CUUGCAUUUGCCCCGCCUUUUUUCUCUCUCCUUUUCUUGUCUCUAUCACCUUUUUCCCAUUCACUCUCCUCACUCUGUUAACCCAAAAACCCAUGAAUUAAAACCACUCUUCACUUCCUCCCCUGGAUGCGAAAACCCACCUGAAUUUGAGGGUUUCAUGUAAUGCUGGGCUUGAAUCCACACUUCUAUUCUUUGUCCUUUUGAUUUUCCCGAGAAAAUGACUGUCAUGGGUAGGAAUGUGCUGGUGUUGGCUCUCACUCUUCUGGUUUUGUUUGGUGGUGUCUCUUCAGCUUCAUAUACUUCUUCACCUGCAAAGAUUGUUAGUGGGUUUCUCUCAAAUAUUCUCUCUGUUAUUAUGAAAUGGCUGUGGUCACUCAAAGCUACCACAAAAACAGCAAUUUCUGGCCGUCCGAUGAUGAAGUUUGAGAGCGGGUACACUGUUGAGACUGUGUUUGACGGAAGUAAGCUUGGGAUUGAGCCCCACUCUGUUGAGGUAAUGCCCAGGGGGGAGCUUCUGGUGUUGGACUCUGCUAACAAUAAUCUUUACAGGAUCUCUACCCCUCUGUCUCAAUAUAGUAGACCGAGGCUGGUUGCUGGAUCUGCCGAAGGAUACUCCGGACAUGUCGAUGGGAAGGCCAGGGAGGCCAGGAUGAGCCAUCCAAAAGGGCUCACCGUGGAUGACAAAGGAAACAUUUACAUUGCAGACACCCUGAAUAUGGCAAUCAGGAAGAUAAGCGAUGCAGGGGUAACAACAAUUGCAGGAGGUAAAUGGGGUCGUGGAGGGGGGCAUGUAGACGGGCCAAGUGAAGAUGCAAAAUUUUCAAAUGAUUUUGAUGUGGUUUAUAUUGGAAGCAGUUGCUCCCUUCUUGUCAUAGACAGGGGAAACCAAGCAAUCCGGGAGAUCCAACUCCAUUUUGAUGACUGUGCUUAUCAAUAUGGAAGUGGUUUCCCUCUGGGAAUUGCAGUGCUCGUAGCAGCUGGCUUCUUUGGCUAUAUGCUGGCAUUGCUGCAACGCAGGGUUGGUACCAUGGUGUCUUCUGAUAAUAACACAAUGAAAACAAGCAUGUCCCCGAGUCCAUAUCAAAAGCCUCCAAUGGUCAGGCCGCCACUGAUUCCAACUGAAGAUGAACAGGAAAAGCAAGAAGAAAGCUUCUUUGGAUCUGUUGGAAGGCUGCUCAUCAAUGCUGGAGCAUCUGUUGCGGAAAUCUCUGGAGGAAUAUUUCCAGGGUUUAGAAGGAAGCCACUGAAGUAUCAAUAUCACAAUCAACAGCAAUACCAGCCACAGCAGCGUUAUUCAAAUACUUGGCCAGUGCAAGAGAGCUUUGUAAUACCAGAUGAAGACGAGCCUCCUGCUAUUGAAACCAGGACCCCUACUCCGCGUAAAACAUAUGCAUUCAUGUCCAAGGAUGCUGAAAAAAUGCAACAGCUCCGGCAGAGCAGAUCUUUCUACAGUGGAUUGGAUGGAGACUCUCAGCAACCGCAGCAGCAACAAACACAGAAGCAUCAGCAUCAGCGACAAACACAGAAGCAUCAGCAUCAGCAUCAGCAUCGUUAUUAUUCAUCCACACCACAAACUUACUACCAGCAAAGCUCUGAGAAAACUAAUGAGAUUGUGUUUGGAGCAAUUCAGGAGCAAGAUGAGCAGCGCGAAGCUGUAAAAAUAAAGCCUCUGGACCAUGGGAAUCCCGUUUAUGAUUGUCCUAAUAUUCGCUCUCGAAUCAGCUCCGCGGGGUAUGCCAAUGGCCAUUGAUCAUAUACAUAUAAUAGAUUUUGGUUUUCUAGAUUUGUUCCAUCUCAGAUAGAUGGCAUUCAAAACUUGGAUAUAGCAGGUAUUAAAAUAUAAUGUUGGAGAGUGGAAUGAUUUACUGGAGCAGCUCUGGUGAUGUUCUAUGUGUUGCUUAUUAGCCAAAACAUUAGUUGUCUUCAGGAAAGAAAUAGAAGUCAUUUGUAAAGUUUUUGGGCUGUUCUUCUCUCUGGUGUUCUGUUAAGUUCCAC